Molecule: messenger RNA, 804 nt
Organism: Fusarium mangiferae
Lineage: Eukaryota; Fungi; Ascomycota; Sordariomycetes; Hypocreales; Nectriaceae
Exons: 1
Coding region: 1-804 (267 amino acids)
Molecular function (GO): hydrolase activity, acting on halide bonds, in C-halide compounds
Source: RefSeq, a predicted model, not a curated record
AUGUCACCAGGAGCAAUCUCGCCGCUUAGCAAAGUCAAAGCCCUCACUUUCGACGUCUUCGGGACCGUCGUCAACUGGCGCUCAUCCGUAACCGAUGAACUCACGCUUCGAGCUUAUCGCAAGACUUCUUCCGACCUAAAACAAGAUGUCAAAGCUCGUGUUCAGAAUCUCACCGAAGAGGACUGGGGCCGCUUCGCACAGGAGUGGAGGAACUCAUACGGGAAGUUCACAAGAGGCUUUGACCCGGAAAAGCACACUUGGAAGACCAUUGAUCAGCAUCACCACGACAGUCUAGUCGAGCUUCUCAAGGCAUGGGAUCUAGCUGAUUUAUACAGCGCAGCUGAGAUUGAAUCCCUGAGUCUCGUCUGGCAUCGCUUGACACCUUGGGGUGACUCCUCAGACGGUAUUCAUGAGCUUGGGAAAACAUACAAAACCAGCACCUUGUCCAACGGCAACGUCUCGCUACUCAGAGACCUGAACGAUUUUGGAAACCUAGGCUUUCAGGUUCUCCUCUCAGGAGAGAAGUUCGGGGCUUAUAAACCAAACCCGGCCGUAUACACUGGUGCGACACGUGAGUUGGGACUGGAGCCUCAUGAAGUUUCUAUGGUUGCAGCACACCUCAACGAUCUCGAGGCCGCGAGAGCCUGUGGCCUGAGAACCAUCUAUGUCGAACGCCCCCAAGAGGAAGCCUGGGAUAAGGAAGAUGAAAGGUACCAGAACGCCCAGAAAUGGGUCGAUAUCUGGAUCACGGAAGACGAUCAAGGAUUUCUGGCUUUGGCUCAGAGACUUAAGGAGUUUGCAUGA